AUGCCUAGGCGCCAUUCGCUUUCAGUCAACGAUGGUGAAAUCUAUUCAUAUGAUCCAAAUCAACCAGAGGACACUCUCGCGGCGGAACAUCCUGCUCUUAAUUCCGCGAUAUUCAUUGACAACCUCCCACUCACUAUUGACGAAUGGCCGUUAGAACUACCUCCUAAACCCUUGCUGCUUCAUCUUGUCGACAUAUUUUUUACUUGCUACCCGAACGCGCGGCGUGCUAUUCACCGGCCAACUCUUAUGGUUCAGCUUUUGGCUAACCCUGCCUCGCCAUUUUUUCCUUUCAUACCUCUUCUUCACGCCAUCUGUACUGCAGCUGCAAUUUACUCGCCACUGGUCGAAACUACCCCGCCACCCAACUUACACGCUGACGACAUCUUUCUGGGUCAGACACUAGUAGAUCGGGGACGAAAUCUAAGCUUUGAAGAACAACAUAUAAUUCUAUGCCAAUAUCAGUGUCGAGUAGCCGCAAGAGAGGGCAGAAACCUACUUGGUGUGAUACAAUCCUCUGUCAUUGGUGCCUGGUGGGCGUUCUCUUGUUGGAACGAUUCGAUUCAAGAUGUGCUCGAUGGUUCGAAUUUUGGAAACCCAUUGCCAAACAAAAUCCGUGAAAAGGUACUUGUUGGGCCACCGAACACGGAGACGGACGUCGAGCUCAGACGGAACAUAUUUUGGCUCGCAUAUUGUUUAGAAAGGUACCAUUUAUUCUCAAGCCCUUGGGUUUUUGAUAUUAGUGAUGAGGAUGUCUAUCAAACGCUACCAGGAACGUUAGAAGCAUUUGAAUCUGGUUUUGAUGAUGGCCAAGAGCGACAGACCAUCCUGUCCAAGGAUUUGUUUUCGAAUCACUACAGCAAUCAGGAUGAUUUUACAAUGUGCAAUCCUAUUAUCUCGGGUAUCAUGGCCUUUGCUUUCUCAGAACGAUGA
Molecule: messenger RNA, 930 nt
Organism: Rhizoctonia solani
Lineage: Eukaryota; Fungi; Basidiomycota; Agaricomycetes; Cantharellales; Ceratobasidiaceae
Product: Fungal specific transcription factor domain
Exons: 7
Coding region: 1-930 (309 amino acids)
Cellular component (GO): nucleus
Source: RefSeq, a predicted model, not a curated record